Molecule: messenger RNA, 2786 nt
Organism: Humulus lupulus (European hop)
Lineage: Eukaryota; Viridiplantae; Streptophyta; Magnoliopsida; Rosales; Cannabaceae
Product: F-box protein At5g39450
Exons: 2
Coding region: 468-2333 (621 amino acids)
Molecular function (GO): protein binding
Source: RefSeq, a predicted model, not a curated record
CUUUGAUUUUUUUUUAUAUUGAUCAUAGUUGAUGUAAGUCUAUACUAGCUUGACCUCACAGAGGCCCCUAUCUUUUCUCAUCAAUCUCCAAUUGUUUCUUUUCCUUUUUGGAAACUCUCAGUAUUUAAUCUCUUAAUAAUUGGAAGAGUUUGGAAAAUCUGUGACAGACCCUUUUGAAUUUGGCGACCCAAUUAUGUCCCAAAUCAAUUGGGUCUUCAGAGUUUUUCGUCUAUGAUUCGGUGGAGGCCAGACUUCGAGAUGAACCCAUUUCGGUUUCAGGUUUGAAUCUCGUGUUUUGUUUAAUGAUUGCAAGCUUGAUGAGGUUCUUUCGUUAGUUCUUUUUGAUUCCCAAGUUUAAGAUUCAGAAUUGUGUGUGUGCAGUGAAUUUGAAAUGUUUGGACUUGUGUAAGCUUAGAUUUUGAACACUCAUACCAAAGAUCCGUCAAAAUUUAUUAGUUGAAACCAUUAUGUCGUUAGAACCUUAUGGCUCGACCUUGCUCGCGGCUCUGCCUGAUGAUGUGUUUUCAGUUGUUACUCGGUCACUCUCGCCGAUAGAUAUAUGUAAUCUUGCUCUUUGUUGCCGGAGUCUACACGGCCUUGUGGCCUCGGAGAAAAUCUGGCUUACUCAGUGUGACAUGGUAGGAAUUGUGCCGCAUCACGAGCUCAUUCAAUGGCGAAAUGCUGUGUCAUCUUACAAAGCAAUUUGUCGUUUUCUCUUUACUGUUCGACCCUUGAUGGGAAUUUGGGUUCACCAGAAUCCUGAGCUCGGAAAUGUUGUUUAUGUCAUGCCUGGUUUCGUUUCUGUUGUUGGGUGUCGCAUAAUACCCCAGGAACUUGGUCCACUAGGCAUUGAAGAUGGCCCUAUUUUAUGGGCUCCUGUGUUUGAGAUUUUUUGUGACUGUGAUGGUGGCACAGCGUUUUUCCUUCAUGGGAGGGAUAAGGGGAAUGACUAUUUGUAUCCUGGUUCGGUUAAGUCUAUUGACUUGCAUUGCAAUGUGCUGUUGCUUGAGGUUGAGCCUAGACAACGUAAAAACGUGGUUAAAUUGUUGCAAAGUAGGAGUUUUGUUCAUUAUUCAGACAAGGAAGUUUCAAGAGAGGUUAGUAGAUCAAGUAGUGGACUGUCAAGGUCACAAAGGGCGUAUAGUCAGUGUGAUGCAUCUGUGGCUUUCAGUCGUUUGGGUUUUAGUGAUAGAAGAAGGUUGCUUGAGGUUGUUACUGGCCAUAUUGAUCUGAAGGUGCCUGAUCCAGCAAUUGGGCCACUGUUUCCUUCGAUGAGAACUGACGAGGAUAGCAUUUCUAAAGAUAUGGCGCUCUUAAGUGAACGAAGAUCAGUACUGGUUCAAAAGCAUAAACUCGGUAAAACUCACGUUGAUUGGAAGUCGAGUACCCAGCUGCCGUCUGAUCCAACCCAGUUAGAAUUGAGUGAUAUCAAAAGGACUCUUGAACUAUCAAGUGGUCUUCAUUAUUCUACCAGUGAAGAUGAUGGCCAUACACAAGGCAAUAAGAAGAAAACUCUUGGCAAGUAUUUUAGGAAUAGCCUUAAUCAGAUCCUUGGGAAGUCUAAUGGUGGUCUUGCAACUUCAAAGAAUGGUUCUUCAAGCAGUGACAAUAAGCAUGCCCAGCUUUCUGAAUUUCUGAGUUCAGGCGAUACAAUAGGGCUAACAUUAAGUGCCUCUACCAUGAAGUUAUCUUCUUAUAGAGCAUGGCCAAAUAUGCAUGACAGUCGGUUUGCCCUUUACAAGUUGCCAUUGCGCAUUCCAACCGCUGAUGAAGAGUAUGCAGGUCUUUGGGGAGGAACUUUUGGCUGGCCUCCUGGAAAGCCUACUGAGGACAAGCCUGGGAAGGCUUUGUUCUUUCUUUUGCUUUCAUACGAGGAGUACGAAGGAAAGAGGCUGCUCAUUGCAACCAAAAUAUUGGAAGGAACUCAUUAUGUUUUGCACCCUAAUGGCUCGGCAAUGUUUAUGGUGAACAUUGAUGAUGUUUCACCAGAUCCUUUUCCAUGGGAUGUUGAUGCUGAUUCACUUCCUCUGAAUGUGAAACAUGCUUUUACUGGGGAGGGCAUUGCAAAUGGGUAUGGUUUCAGAUAUCCAGGAUCCAAACCUGGUUCUCUCUUUGCAUUUGAAAAUGGUCAUCUUGCCUUCAUUUGGAAGGAGUCCAGGUCUGUCUUAACCCUGCAAAGGCUUAACUUACGGGAGCUUCUAAAAAAAGGUGAACAAGUGCCUGCUCUUCCCCCAAUUGCAAACUUUUCAUAUUUGACCAAGUCUUACUCGAAUGUUUUCGCUGGUUUCCCAAAUUCCGGACAUUCUUUGUCUUCACCAAGGCAAAGACGUUAAUCAGACAAUUCUUGGGGAACUCUCUUUGUUUACACAACAUUGUUCGUUUCAGUCAGUUUUUGGAGCCAUGAUGAUGGUGAUAAGAACAGGUCAUGAGCAUCAUCUUGUUUAGAAGGAUUCUAAUAAAGUUUGAAACAGUACAGAAGAGUUGAAGCAUUGUAAGGUAAAAGAGUAAUAAAGUUUUGAAAUUAAAGCAUAUCUAAAUGGCUCAUAGUUUCCUCCUAUCUUUCCCCUUAAUCUUCUGUAACAUUACAUAUAUUUUUUUUAUAGUUGUUCCCUUGGUUGUAGAAUUUUAAGGGUGUGAAGUUGUAAUUUUAUGAUAAUUGAAAUCCCAACAGAUCAAUAAAAUAGAGUAUUGGGGUAUUAUAGCAAGAAAGGUAAGCUAUGUGGAGUUGGACGAUGUGUGGAUUUUUCUGAAUUUGAAUAAUGACUACAAGAUAUUUGUAGAAGAAA